CCACUUGACCGCGGUCUUCUUUUACACCAUUGAGCUCCCACUGUUACCAUGCCCAGUCUAAUCUCACCCGCAGAACGCGACUACAUCCUCAAGGGAAUCGAAUGCAACAUCAGAGCUGACGGACGCCAGCGACCUGACUACCGGGAAAUCACCCUCGAAACGGGCGUUGUCUCUCAGACUAGCGGCUCUGCUCGAGUCCGUAUUGCAGGAGGAACCGAUGUCCUCGUCAGUGUCAAGGCUGAGAUUGGGCCUGUCCAGGUCGAUUCAGAGACAGGAGAUGGUGCUGAUAAAGGACAGAUCGUGUGCAGCGUAGAAUGUGCGCCAAGUGCAUCGCAACAGUUCGAAGGACGAGGCGCCGACGAUCUCAACAAUGAACUCACACAAAUGAUGUCCAGAUUCCUCAGCCAAACCACCAAUACCAAUACCGCAACAUCACGCUCUACGACUUCUUCAGGAGGCAUCAACCUUUCAAAACUCUGCAUCAUCCCUGGGCAACAAUGCUGGAUCCUCUAUAUCGAUGCACUCGUCAUGGACUAUGGUGGCAAUGUCAUGGAUGCCAUUUUCAUGGGCGCCCGCGCCGCUAUCUUUGAUACCCGAAUUCCCAAGACCGAGGUCCAGGACCUAGGUGACGGCCAGUUUGAGUUUGAAGUUCUCGAUGAUGCAGAGGACACAGAUAUUGUCGACGGCAGGGAAGACAUGCCUAUCUGCGUCACAUUAAACAAGAUCGGUGCCCGUCAUAUUGUAGAUGCCUCACCACUGGAGGAACUGUGCACAGAAGCACGAUUGGCAAUUGCUGUGAAUCGUUCAGGAGAACUCUGUGGACUGCAAAAGGGUCAGGACGGAGGAAUCGAACCCAGUCUGUUGCUCGAAAUGAUACAAUUUGGCAAAACAACAGGCCAGACCUUAAUUAAACAAUUGGAUGCCAAGAUCAAAAAUGAGGCAGAUGCCGACCUCGCAAGGAGACAACGCGGCGAACCACUCCACAAGUUGGGCUUCUUUGCACAAUAACAUCCAGAUCAAACAAACAUACAUCAGGACCAAUGUCAUAAUAAAACACGCAUUCAAUU
Messenger RNA from Gamsiella multidivaricata, 1067 nucleotides. RefSeq names its product ribosomal protein S5 domain 2-type protein. Gene Ontology annotation, cellular component: cytoplasmic exosome (RNase complex); nuclear exosome (RNase complex). The transcript has 3 exons. NCBI's taxonomy places the organism in Eukaryota, Fungi, Mortierellomycota, Mortierellomycetes, Mortierellales, Mortierellaceae. Gene Ontology annotation, biological process: U4 snRNA 3'-end processing; U5 snRNA 3'-end processing; nuclear polyadenylation-dependent rRNA catabolic process. Bases 49 to 1008 code for a protein of 319 amino acids. The record is from RefSeq and is a predicted model, not a curated record.